Messenger RNA from Protopolystoma xenopodis, 1179 nucleotides. NCBI's taxonomy places the organism in Eukaryota, Metazoa, Platyhelminthes, Monogenea, Polystomatidea, Polystomatidae. The record is from the annotation of a GenBank genome assembly.
GCCGGCGCCCUCGACCUGCGAUUGGUCAACCGCGCUCUCGCCGUCGCCGGACACGCCGGCCUCCCGGCCACGCUGCAGCUCAAGGCGCGUCUGUGCGUCGCCGUGCAACGUCUACAGGCCGGCCUGGCCAGCCGCGACGUCGGCCGACUCCACUCGCACGUCUUCCUCGGCCACGCCGCCGACGCCGGCGACGGCGCGUCGGCCAAGCUGACCGCCGACACGCCGUUGCGCACCGUCGCCGUCGACUUUGACGACCAGCUCUUCUCGUCGCUGGCGCCUGCCGCCUACACGACGACGCCAACGCCAACGUCGACGUCGACGUCGACGUUGACGUGUGGCUUCGAGGCGGCCGGCAACCCGCAGUCGGUGUUGCUGGUGCUGGUGCGCGCGUUGGCCAGUCCCGACGAGGUGCAGUUGACCGGCGGUCUGCGCUGGGGCGGUCUGCGCAAGCUGUUGCCGCGCCACGCCGCCAAGACGACCGAACACGCCUGCCUGGCCGACCUCGUUGCCGAGGCCUCGGCCUCGCCGUCCGCCUCGCCGCCCCUCGCGCCGCCCCUCGCCGACGCCUCGCUCGGCGCUCGUCUCUACCACCUGCUCCGUUUGUCGACGCUCGGCCACCAGCCGCUGCCGUCCGGCCUCUACCUCGUCUACCUGCAGCUACAAGCACGACUCAACCAGACGGCCAACCUCCUCGUCGCCCGCUCCCAACGACUCGCCAGCCCACAAACGCCAACUCCACACCCAACGCCGACGGCGACGGCGACGGCGACGGCGAGUGUUGUCGUGUUCGGCGUGCCGCCGGUGCAGCGAGUGCGUUCGCGCUGGCACGUCACCCGCGACGAGUGGUGCGGCCUGCGCCGCUUGGCCGCUUGUCCCGUCGAGGCGGCCGCGGCCGGUCGCCAACUGGCCCGGCUGCAGGCCGGCGUCUUUCGCGACCCUCGUUGCCACCGCCUCGCCGGGCAGGUCGCGGUUGCCUGGGGCCGACUGUCGCGCCGCCUCGACCUCGCCGAAGCGACGGCCCGCCAGUGCCGCCUCUUUCUCGCCGAGGUCGUCCAGUUGGCGCCGCGCCUCAACCUCAUCGUCGUCGCGCCGCCGCCCGGCGACGAGGUCCGCCUCCUCCCGCUCGACGCUCAACCGACGCCAACUCUGACGCCAACGGCGACGGCGACGGCGACGGCG